CUGCAAUGCGACGUCACAAAUAAAAGUAAAUUCUAUAAAAAUGAAGUGUGCAAUACAAAAUUGCGCGAACAAGUUCAGGUCAAAACAAAAACAUUCUGAACAAUUCAGUUUCUUCAGUUUUCCCAAAAACCCGGACGUCUUAAAAAAAUGGCUUGCAUUUUGCCGCAGAUACAACAAAGAGAAACUGAAGGCACCACUUAAGAGCGUCAUUUGCAAUGAGCACUUUAAAGAGGAGGAUAUACAAGGAGCCUUACAGUAUCAAAUGGGUCUAUGCAGUAAAAGAACGCUGAAACCAGGCGCCGUGCCAUGCAUAAAUAAGAGCGAUAUGAGUACAGUUGAACGCGAGCGAUCUGAAAGGCGAAAGAACAAAAAACUGGUCCAAGAGUUACUUGAGGAAGCGGCAGCGCGUGAAGCAGCGGAAGCCAGUGGAGCAAUUGUUAAAGCUCCAGAUUUUGUCAGAAACACAGGCAUCGCGUCGGCUCCCGAUUUCGUAAUUGCAACUGGUAAUGCCUUUAUUCCAUGUACACCGACUCCCAGUGAAAGCGAUCCAUUGGCAGAAGAGCAGGAAGAGCUGGAGUUGUGUGGCGUACAAAAAGUUAUCCAGCAGGUUAAAUGCCGCACCUGCUAUGAACUAUUUGUUGUUGAUGAAUAUGCUAAAGAUCUUAGUGACGAACAAAACGCAGUCAUGUUAUUUCACAUUGAAGUUAUAACUGGUAUCUGGAUCAAAUGUAAGGAGGGCAUAUCGUCGUUCAUGUGUUCAAACUGCGUCCAAAAUCUGAGCACAGCCAUACAUUUUCGAGAAACCUGUAUUCGAACGGAGGUAGAGCUAGCAGGAGGAGAUACCAUUAUUAAGGACCCUGAUACAGAAAUUUUGAGUGCUAAUGAUUCAGAUAUAAUGCAGAUUAGUGAAAACUGUGAUGAUUUUGUUUCCAUGUUUCCGGAAGAAGAUCAAACCACUAUUGUUGAGCCUUUUCCCUUUGAAACGACACAACAAACGGUUCAGCCAACAUAUCCGCCGACUGCAGAUUCAAAUAGUAUAGCAUUGGGCGCUCAAAUUUAUGAGGAUCUUCUUAAUGAAUACAGGGGUAAGGACAAGACAACACGUCCACGACAGAGAAAGGCAACAAUAACUAAACAAAAUGUGGUACGAAAACGAAUACGAAAACCUCGGGAUCCCAAGCCGAAACGCCCAAAGCGCACAAAAGAAGAAAGAAAUCGCAUACGCCGUGAGCAAAUCAGAGCCAUGCCCUUGAACCACGUGUGCGACCAGUGCGGCGCCUCAUUUCGGGUGAGAUGCAAUUUAACGAUCCAUAUGUUGCGGCAUUCGCGCACAAAGAACUAUUCUUGUCCCGAGUGCCCCAAAAUGUUCUACGAUGCCUAUAUGCGAAACAUGCAUAUACGCGUGCGGCACAAAGGCGAAUUGCCAUUUGAAUGCAAGUAUUGUAGGAAAGCAUUUGGCUCGUCCAACACGCGCUAUUUGCAUGAAAAAAAGGUUCACGGAGCAUCUCCACGUAUUCACAGAAGCUCGAACAGAUUGAACAAACGGAUCGAACUUAAAACCUAUGAGCAGGAGCAACAACCGCAGAAUGCGCUGGAACAGAGGGAAAAUGUUCGUCACUUUUGUACCUAUUGCAACAAGAGCUAUGCGACAAAAUAUGCACUCAAUUGGCAUACCAAUAUACAUAUGGGUAUCACGCCUUUUAAAUGCAAGCUCUGCGACAUGAGCUUUCCGGAUCCCCAAUCGAAAAAGAAACAUGAAAUGAGGCAUGAUAGCAAACGUCCCUUCGAGUGCGACAUUUGUCUAAAGGGGUUCUAUGUACGCAGCAAGUUGAAAGAACACGAACGAAUUCACACUGGCGAACGACCCUACAGGUGUGAUGUUUGCAACGCAUUCUUUCGAUAUAAGUUCAAUUUAUGCUCGCAUCAAUUUAGCAAAAUGCAUAAGGAGAAUCUACAAAAGCUGAGAAAAAUUGAAGUGGUUGAAGAAGAUUCAAAUUGAACAGAGAUAA
Molecule: messenger RNA, 2009 nt
Organism: Drosophila arizonae
Lineage: Eukaryota; Metazoa; Arthropoda; Insecta; Diptera; Drosophilidae
Biological process (GO): regulation of gene expression
Cellular component (GO): nucleus
Molecular function (GO): zinc ion binding
Source: RefSeq, a predicted model, not a curated record